Sinocyclocheilus anshuiensis is the source of this 739-nucleotide messenger RNA. Its product is annotated as protein FAM72A-like. The transcript is spliced from 5 exons. Gene Ontology annotation, cellular component: cytosol. NCBI's taxonomy places the organism in Eukaryota, Metazoa, Chordata, Actinopteri, Cypriniformes, Cyprinidae. The record is from RefSeq and is a predicted model, not a curated record. The coding region runs from base 175 to 618 and encodes 147 amino acids.
UUUGACGCGGACGUAAACAAACGUAGUUUAGCAAUCUAAACCUCGUUGUGACUAGAGAGAUUGUACUGUAGUACAAUGCGUUUCUCUGCCGCCUAGAUCUAGAACGAUCUGAUAUCCGGUAACAGGACCUGGCGUUUUGUUAGGAGCUUUACUUGAGAAGAUCUCAGCUCAACAAUGUCUACUUCAAAUUUCAAGAAUAAGUGUGUGACGCAAGUCAACUGUAUAUACUGUGACAGUCUGCUGUGCAUGAGAGGAAUGAAAGCAGUACUUUUGGCUGAUACGGAAAUAGAGUUGUUCUCAACCGACAUACCACCAAAUAGGACAGUUGAUUUUGUGGCAAGCUGCUAUUCCACUGAAAGCUGCAAAUGCAAAUUAAGAGACAUUGCUUGUUUGAAAUGUGGGAAUGUUGUGGGAUAUCACGUGGUGGCCCCAUGCAAGCCCUGCUUGCUGUCCUGCAACAAUGGUCAUUUCUGGAUGUUCAACAGUGAGGCUGUGUCCACUAUCAAUAGACUGGAUGCAACAGGGCAGAACCUGCUGCUGUGGGGAGAUCUUCCAGAACUGGAGGGCAGUGAUGACGAGAGCCUGGACUGUCUCUCAGAAGAAGAGUACCUCAGAUAGAAACACACAUGUCUAAAGGAAGUAGACUCUGACGGUAGCGAAAAAGUUUACUUUCACUCACAUAAAUCUCCGUUUAAAGCACAUUGUCUUCUCUUUAGCUGACUGGGAAUAGGCAAAAGGA